This is a messenger RNA of Saccharomyces cerevisiae S288C, 477 nucleotides long. RefSeq names its product mitochondrial 54S ribosomal protein uL11m MRPL19 (gene MRPL19). Gene Ontology annotation, molecular function: structural constituent of ribosome. Gene Ontology annotation, biological process: translation. Lineage: Eukaryota; Fungi; Ascomycota; Saccharomycetes; Saccharomycetales; Saccharomycetaceae. The record is from RefSeq and is marked reviewed. Bases 1 to 477 code for a protein of 158 amino acids. Gene Ontology annotation, cellular component: mitochondrion; ribosome. The transcript has a single exon.
AUGUCACAGGCAGCAAAAAACGUGAUAGUAAAGCUAAUAGUAGGAGCAGGCCAAGCGGCACCAUCACCUCCCGUGGGGCCCGCAUUGGGCUCCAAGGGUAUAAAAGCCAUUGACUUUUGUAAGGAAUUUAAUGCAAGAUCAGCAAACUAUCAGCCAGGUGUACCGGUUCCAGUAUUAAUCACAAUAAAACCUGAUAGAACAUUUACGUUUGAAAUGAAAUCUCCACCAACCGGAUAUUUGCUGCUAAAAGCUCUUAAAAUGGACAAGGGACAUGGACAACCGAAUGUGGGGACAAUGUUAGGCAGUGCACCUGCCAAGGGACCAACCCGUGCUUUAGGAGAGUUAUCGCUGAAGCACGUUUACGAAAUAGCCAAGAUAAAAAAGAGUGAUGAAAGGCAUAGUUUAUUGGAGAUGGAAGGUAUUGUUAAAUCAAUAGUUGGCGUUGCAAAAAGUAUGGGUAUUAAGGUUGUACCUUGA